This is a messenger RNA of Engraulis encrasicolus (European anchovy), 1541 nucleotides long. Its product is annotated as heterogeneous nuclear ribonucleoprotein U-like protein 2. Lineage: Eukaryota; Metazoa; Chordata; Actinopteri; Clupeiformes; Engraulidae. The record is from RefSeq and is a predicted model, not a curated record. Gene Ontology annotation, cellular component: membrane; nucleoplasm. The transcript has 11 exons. The coding region runs from base 33 to 1451 and encodes 472 amino acids. Gene Ontology annotation, molecular function: protein binding; RNA binding.
GUGACCUGCAUUUCAAAGUGGGUCCGGAUGGGAUGAGUGGGCAGCCCCUCCUCUGGGAGCGCUUCCCCCUGCUCUGGUCCGGCUGCAGACUCAGCCACGGAGUCCACUCAGGGAAGGUCAGCUUUGAGGUCAAGUAUGUGCAGAGGCUGGUGUCUUCGUCCCAGGAGGAGUGGAGGAAGCUGGAUGCGGAGCCCUGUGUGCUGCGGGUGGGCUGGUCCACAGACGAAACCAGCUUACAGCUUGGUGAGACUGAGGGGUCAUAUGCGUUUGACAGCCGAGGCAGGAAGGUGAACAAGGGGAGGAGGGAGGACUUUGGGGAGCCGUUUUCAGAGGGCGACAUCAUCGGCUGCUAUGCGUGGGUGAAGGACUCGGGCCAAUCAGAGCUGUCCUUCUUCAAAAAUGGCCGCCCGCUGGGUGUGGCCUUUCGACUGCCCGCAUCCCGCCUGAAGGGUCGCACGCUGUACCCCCACGUUCUGUGCAAGAACUGCUCUGUGUCCUUGAACCUUGACCCCCUGGGGUCGCCGCCAUGGUACCAGGGUCCCAUUGGGUUCACCCCCCUCCACACUCUUCAGCCCCACCAGAGGAGUGCGGCUCCGCGCCCCCCUCCAUCCAGAGAGGAGUGUGAGGUGGUGUUGAUGGUGGGGUUGCCGGGUGUGGGGAAGAGCCACUGGGCCCAGGCUCACCUGGCUCAGCACCCAGAGAAGCGCUACACCCUGCUGGGCACCGACGCCCUGAUGGCCUGCAUGAGGACCACGGAAGUUGAGAGCGAUGCUACAAGGCAACUGGUCCUCCAGCAGGCCACUCAGUGUGUGACGGAGCUGAUCAGGGAGGCAGCAGGCAGGAGAGGAAACUACAUCCUGGACCAGGCCAAUGUGUACGCCUCAGCGCGGCGCCACAAGAUGCUCCUGUUCAGCGGGUUUCGGCGGAGGGCGGUGGUGGUCUUCCCCUCGGAGCAGGACUGGAACGCGCGGCGGGUACAGCAACAACGGGAGCGGGGCAGCGCCAUGACACAGGAGAACCUACUGAAGAUCAAAGUGAGUUUCACGCUGCCGGAGGUGGGAGAUCUGUUGGAGGAGGUGGUGUUUACGGAGCGGCCCCGAGAGGAGGCACAGAGGCUGCUGGCAGCCUACAAGGAGGAGGCGCGAGAGGUCCUCCCCACGCCGCCCAAACGCAAGAAGCAGAAGUACAAACACAAACCCAAUCACUGCAGACCCCCUGCACAUGGCUGGAAGACCUGGAACGCCCCAUACAGAAGGGACCCAGGCUGGACGGGCCCGCCUCCCCCUGUCCCCUCACCAUACUGGGGGCCUCCAUCAUGUACCAGACAGGACAUGUAUGACCCCAUGAGACCACGGAACUGCUAUGGCUGCUAUGGCUCACAGUGGAAUGCAUUCUAUGGAGCCACAGCACCUUUCGUUGACCGCAGCAACACUGCCCUGGCCUACUGGUGAAGUGCCGCUACAAAGCCCUGACAAACCUUCAGUGAGCACAACUACACAAGCCCUGGAUAUGACCCACGAGACGCUGCAUCAGCCAAACGU